Messenger RNA from Mobula hypostoma (lesser devil ray), 1045 nucleotides. RefSeq names its product 3-hydroxyacyl-CoA dehydratase 2 (gene hacd2). Gene Ontology annotation, cellular component: endoplasmic reticulum membrane. Gene Ontology annotation, biological process: sphingolipid biosynthetic process; fatty acid elongation; very long-chain fatty acid biosynthetic process. Gene Ontology annotation, molecular function: 3-hydroxyacyl-CoA dehydratase activity. The transcript has 7 exons. The record is from RefSeq and is a predicted model, not a curated record. NCBI's taxonomy places the organism in Eukaryota, Metazoa, Chordata, Chondrichthyes, Myliobatiformes, Myliobatidae. The coding region runs from base 1 to 816 and encodes 271 amino acids.
AUGCGCAUUGAGCGCGACAUCGGGGAGUGGGGGCGGGGGAGUCCAAGCUGCAGGGACGUGCGGCGCUCGAUUACCAUGGCGGCGACAGGAGGGAGCGGGCUUGAGCAGAAACGUGGGGUUAGUGAUGGAACAAACAGGAGGAGGAAGGGUCCCGGACCCAUCGCCACCGCCUACAUGGUUAUUUAUAACGUGGUGAUGACGGCCGGGUGGCUAGUCAUUGCGGUUGGUCUGAUUCGAGCUGGCCUGGCCCGGGGCACCUAUCACGGUCUGUACUAUUCCAUUGAGAAACCGCUGAAGUUCUUCCAGACGGGAGCACUGCUGGAGAUCCUCCAUUGUGCUGUGGGAAUUGUUCCAUCCUCUGUGGUCCUAACUGGGUUCCAAGUGAUGUCACGUGUAUUCUUGACAUGGGCAGUUACACACAGUGUGAAACAGGUGCAGAGUGAGGACAGUGUGCUUCUGUUUAUUGCUGCCUGGACACUCACGGAGAUUGUGCGUUAUUCCUUUUACACUUUCAGCCUGCUGAACCAUCUGCCCUACCCCAUCAAGUGGGCCAGGUACUCAUUGUUCAUUGUUCUGUAUCCGAUGGGAGUCACAGGGGAACUGAUGACCAUAUACGCUGCCCUGCCUCACGUUCGAAGGACUGGCUUGUAUUCUGUGACCCUUCCAAACAAGUACAAUGUCUCCUUCGACUACUACACAGUCCUGAUCAUGGUCAUGAUUUCCUACAUUCCAAUUUUUCCCCAGCUCUACUUCCACAUGCUGCGCCAGAGGAGCAAGGUCCUGAGCACUGCCGAACAGAGCAAGAAGAGCGAGUAGUUGCUGCCACCUGCUAGGGAAAUGGGCAUUGGUCGAAGGGUUUUCCCCUUGGAUCGAGAAGAUUUCUGUUCACUGAAUUGUUGUCACUGUCUGAUGAACCCGUGUUUUUCAUUGGGCCCCUUUGGUGACUGGUGUUUGACAUAACCAGCCACAUGAAUUUAGAUUGUACUGUCAAUGUGUUGGGUCUGGAAGGGGUUGGAGUAGUGAUGGAAUUCCUAUCUGCUUAUAA